Pomacea canaliculata is the source of this 2344-nucleotide messenger RNA. Its product is annotated as phosphatidylinositol-glycan biosynthesis class W protein-like. The record is from RefSeq and is a predicted model, not a curated record. Gene Ontology annotation, biological process: protein localization to plasma membrane; GPI anchor biosynthetic process. Gene Ontology annotation, cellular component: endoplasmic reticulum; membrane. NCBI's taxonomy places the organism in Eukaryota, Metazoa, Mollusca, Gastropoda, Architaenioglossa, Ampullariidae. Gene Ontology annotation, molecular function: glucosaminyl-phosphatidylinositol O-acyltransferase activity. The transcript is spliced from 8 exons. The coding region runs from base 648 to 2129 and encodes 493 amino acids.
UGAUGACGUCACCAGUGGCGCCCACAGCAGACGUCAAGAUGUCGCACGCACCAAACACGCUAAUAUUAUUAUAAAUGACAUGCAAUCACUAAAGACGGAGGGCUGUAGUAAGCUUGUACUCUUACUUUAAAAUAUACAUAUUGCUAUAGUAAGCGCGUUGAUGAACAAUCGUUUCUGACAUACCAAAUAUGCUGAAAAUAUCAAAAUGUAAAGGUGCAAAACUGAAAACUUUUCCUUCUGAAUUUCUAGUACUUUUGAGCAAAAGCAUUUUGGUACUCUAACAUUUGGAGUGAGUUAUGGGUUCAGAUUUUGUCUGACACCUGUUCACAGAAUGAGUGUUGGGGCUUUUCUCAAGGUGCUCUGUUGUCUUCAUCCCUCUUUCACCCUUCAUACUGUCAUGGUUGAAUCUCCUGUAUACAGCUCUUGGUGGAGGUGGAAGCACUUUCCAAACCAAAUUUUCCCCCUCCUGUGCACCUGUAGCUCACCAUGCACAACUCAAUGUGGUCAUUCCCUCCAUCACUUUUCCACAGACCUGUUCACUGCAAGGAACCUGGUUCUAACCACAUGUGAAGGAAAAGUCCCAUUUCAUCACAAGAAUACAUCUGAGUGACAGGCUUGUGAGAUGAACUAUUGACAGACUUUGUAAAAUGUCAUAUAAAGAGGAACAUGAAAGAUUUAUCAGUGGUCACAAUGGAACCACAGUAUCAGAGGUUGCCAUUUUGACUCUGACACCCUGUGCAAGCAUCCUCAUUCUCAAUGCAGUUUCUCUUUUAUACCACCUGCAGACUAUGCCCUUUUGGUCUAGGGUGGCACUGGAAUAUUCAGUCAUGAUUAUUCCUAUGAUUCUGCACACAACAGUGUUGAGCAAUGAGACAACAGCUGUGUUUGUAACAAUGUAUGCUGUAGCAUUUGUUUGCUGCAUUCUCUGUGUAAAGAAGGCACCACCAAGAAGUUUUCGGAAGACAUUUUCCUGCUUGAUGCAAAUGGAGAUGAGAGUACAAAGACCAUUCUUGACCAACAUGAGGUCUCUGGUGAACAUCGGGACAGCUGUUGUUAUUCUUGGUGUGGAUUUUGCCAUUUUCCCUCGCAGAUUUGCCAAAACAGAGACUUUUGGGAUAGGUUUUAUGGACAAUGGUGUUGGAUGCUUUGUGAUCACAAAUGCCAUUGUUUGUCCAGAAGCAAGAGGAAAAGUUGGAUCAUGUCGGUCAGUGUCUGAAGGGCUGCAAAGACUUUUCAAGUGUGUAAUGUCCUCCAUUCCACUUGUGAUCUUGGGGCUUGGGCGUCUGGUAACUGUGAAGGGAGUGGACUAUCAUGAGCAUGUCUCAGAGUAUGGGAUUCAUUGGAAUUUUUUUUUCACACUGACUGCAGUGAAGGUGGUCUCAACACUGCUGCUCUGUGUGUGUCCUGUGUGGCUCAGUUCAGUGCUGGCUGCUGGACUUUUGACAAUCUACCAGCAUGCUCUUCAAACCAAGGGGCUUUCAGAUUUCAUCCUCUAUGGUUCUGAUGGAACUGGCCAAAGACUUAAUUUGCUUGAUGCUAACAGAGAAGGAAUUUGCUCAUGCAUUGGCUACAUCUCCAUCUACCUUAUUGGAGCUCAGAUAGGCUGGUUUAUUUUUAACAGGAAGAAGACCAAAUUCUGUGACUGGAUGAGAAUUUUGUGCAUUUUAGCUGGUGUUUCUUACAUAUUUUAUGGAGCCCUGCAUAUUUCUUCAGAAUACAUUCAGCCUGCAUCUCGUCGGAUGGCAAACCUCUCCUUUGUUCUCUGGAUUGUGGCUUUAAGUACUCAGGUACUAGCCUCAUGUUUGCUGAUCGAUCUUUUGACCACAGUCUUGACAGUUCUGUCAGCUGUGAGUAACAAGAAGGUGGAGGGAGUGCCAGGAUGUGAGGAUGAUGUGCUCUCAGACAAGGAAAAGAAGAGCGACAAACUUUGUCUGCUGCAUGCAGUCAACUUCAAUGGGCUGUUGUAUUUCUUGAUGGCUAACCUUUUGACAGGGUUUGUGAAUAUGUCCAUGAAAACAAUUCAUGCCUCAUCAUUGAUGGCAGUCUUUACGCUCAGUGCCUACAUGUUUGUCUUGACAGUUGGGAUUUUGUACUUACAUCACAAGAAGGUUGCUACUCGAUUCUGGUGAUAUUUUAUAAAAGCAGGUGUCAUUUCUCUCCUAAAAUGUUGACAAUGUUGAAAAUCAAAAAGUUCAUCAUGAAGAAUGAGUAUAAGAUAUAAGGAAAUAAAUGUAUUAGCAAGCAUUACCCUGUAUUGUAUUUAUGCACUUUAAGCAACUGUGAGUACAUUUCAUAAAGGGCAAUGCAAGAUCGCUAUAAAUAAAGCAUAAGUAUCACAAAGGCA